AUGACCACCACACCACCCAACGACGUUGACAUUGAAAUGGACCCGCCGAGCGAUAUGGAAGACGAGGCCUUCGAAGAUGAUACCGCCCUGGCCGCCCAGGUAAAAGAGCAUGAGGAUGCCCUCAUCGCGCAAGCAUCGUCCCGCGAAGAUCGAUACAAGGAAAUUCCGCAUGUCAACGGUGUCUUCUCUGAACUGAAGACUCCGUGCGUAUCUCGCGUGCGCUCGGCCAAAGACAUUUGUCGAAGCUUUGGCUAUUCCAAUCCUGCUGACCUCGUCCACUUCCUCGAACGCACGCGCAUUGCGACGGAUAUCACCGAGUUCAACGAGACCCGUCUAGAGUUUUGCAAGAAGCAGGAACUCGACAAACUACCGCGCCCCGAGCUGCCGCACAUACUCACCGCCAUCACUCGUCUCAAUGCUGCUGGUGGAGACUCCUUCAACAUGUCCGCGCAAGACAUGCGCAGCAAUCCGCCAUCCAACCUCAACGACAUUUACGCUAUUGCAUGCAAUCGCUUCGCUAGCAACUGGUUCCGGGCCAGCAACGCUCCCCUGCGUGGCCAUCCAAUCCCGCCGGCCUUAUACAUGGACCGCGUCAAUGCAUUGUUGAAGUUCUACGACAGAAAGAAGGGUGGGAUAUAUGCCGUCAACGCAAAACGCCAGUUGAAGCAUGUCGCCGGGAGGAGCAGGACCAUCGAAGCCGUGCAACAGUCUGCCAAAGACACGGAAGUGACGCCCUCGUUGCCCUCGCGAAAACAAGCUGGCCGUGACAAGGCUCGCGUUGCAGCUGUGGCAAAGUGCCAUCGCGAAACUCAACGUCUUCAACGUGAGCAUGCUGAACUCGAGAAAGCCCAACUUGAGACCGCAUUGGAAAUGGAGGCGUUGGAUGCAGAGGGUGAGCACGCUCAUACCAAGGAACGAGACGAUGUCGACGCAGAGGAGAAGAAGAGGCUCUUGACAGCGCUCAAACAACGACACGAUGCCGCCGCCAGCACCCUUGCCAACAUCAAGCGAUCGAGUCCUCACGGCGAUUUGGAUCCAGGCAUGAUUGAGCUGGUACACCCUCCCAACGUUGGCCUCGGUGACAUGACGGCUAAGUCCAAAGCUGCGGCUCCGGUAGAUUAUACGGCCUCUCAGUACACCAAGGACGAAAGCAACCCACGUGCGUCGUGGUUCUUCCAAGGAUUGCCAAUUGGAAUCACCGAGGCCCACAUGGACGAACUUCUGGACUUCGACUCAACUUGUUUCGAGUGUGAGACUUGUGAGCUUGGGCACCUCAGCGAUCCCACGUUCACAGUUGGUGGUCAUGAUGCCCGGAGUGAAGAUCCUGUCGUCGCUGGUGGACAAAGCGCUGCUGAAAUCACCAAAACCCUCAGCGCCGCUUCACUUGAACAAGACACCGACAACGGAGACGCGGAUGUAGAGAAGCCAUUGGUAGAAACCACCAAGGCCGACCUGGCAGCUGCAGAACUCAGUAAAUCCACCAUGGCCCAGCGCAUGUCUCGUCUGACCAACAUGCGCAAAGUGACCAGCUGGGAAAAGGUGAAGACUCGGGCGACGAUUGAAGCGGUAGAGGAACCGUCUUUUUCAACGCAGAUCCUGAUGGACAAGGCUUAUGAGGGAAUUGAGCUGAGUGCUGAUGGUGAGGAGCAGUUAGAUGAAGCUGGAGAUGCUGCUGACGCGCCAUCUUCCAACAUCAACGACCCCAGCCUGCGCCUCAACGUUGAAACCGCCGUCCGCUUGAUGGAUAACGCCGCCUACCAGCCCAAGGACUAUGAGAAGGCCUUGAACGUUUGUCAAAUUGCGCACCGCAAAAACCCGAGGAUCCCUGGACAGAACCCUAAUGGCCAUUCCAUGCUGUGGUGGCAAACUACUGGCGCCGCUGAGGGUGUGAGGAGAAGGGAAGCAGCAGACGCCUUGCGUGCUUCGCAACUGAUGAAGCUGAUUGAAGCCAACGACCCAAAUGCGCUUGCGAAGUCCGAGAAAGGUGUGCCUCAAGGCAUUAUCUACGCUGAUGAAGUUGGUAUUGGGAAGACCGAUACAUAUGCCGCCCAGUGCCUUAUCCAAAUCAACCGACGCAAACUGGACCUCUUGACCAUGAUGCAGGCUGGCGAUAUCGAGGCCUUGGAGAGUUAUCCGGCUCCUAAGCCGCACUUGAUGCUUACGCAGCCACAUCUUGUCACCCAGAUGGCGAGUGCCUUGGCCAACUUCUCCAGCAUGUUCAAAGUUUUCAUCUAUGGUGCGCGGUCCAACUCAGAUCCGGCGGGGAUUACACGCAUUGUCGAGCGCCUCACAAGGGACAGUCCCUUCUUCAAUCCGAAAAAUGAGUUGAACAGCCAAGUGUUCAUCGUGUGCGCGUACCCGACCUUCCACGUUCGCCAUGGUCCGGCCGCUGUCACCCGGUAUUUGCGUGGCUCUGGCUCCACAAAGCAGAAGGCCCACAUGAAUCGGUUUGAGCUGGUGAGGCGCAAAGGAGACUCGGAGUGGCGGCCUGAUUUCGAACUUGACGAGCUGUUUUCUGAGAUUUGUCUGGACGAGGCUCAAAACACGAAAGGUAUGUUUCUCUAUCACGUUGGCAGAUGA
Molecule: messenger RNA, 2580 nt
Organism: Plenodomus lingam JN3
Lineage: Eukaryota; Fungi; Ascomycota; Dothideomycetes; Pleosporales; Leptosphaeriaceae
Source: RefSeq, a predicted model, not a curated record